AUGCUGCUUAGUCUGAGGGAGACCUCGAUCUCAAAAGCUUCCCUAGCGUCUGUAGCCACGCCUUUCCCCGCUGAACUUGUUUUCCAAUAUUUCCCGCGCGACACCCAAGGCAUUGUUGUUUCUAGAACAACCACGCGGACGAGUGUUUUGUGGACGGAUAACGAUAUCGCUGCAUUAAACCAACUCGGGCGCGUUAUCGGGCAGAUAUAUCCCGCUCCAGAUUGCCGUGGGCGUUUUGCGCGCAAUGACGUCACCGCGUCCAAACACUCAGCGCUCUCCGCCAAGGAA
Messenger RNA from Iphiclides podalirius (scarce swallowtail), 288 nucleotides. The record is from the annotation of a GenBank genome assembly. NCBI's taxonomy places the organism in Eukaryota, Metazoa, Arthropoda, Insecta, Lepidoptera, Papilionidae.